AUGCCCUACGGAGACAGGCGCUGAGGCGCUCCUGCAGCCAUGCGCCGAAGCCCAGCCCUCAGCCAUGUCGGGGCAAGGGCCGCCCCGCCCGGGUUGCCAGGGGAGCGCCCGCCGCCAUGAGCGCCAAGCGGCUGCAGCAGCUGGUGGAGGCGCUGAGCCGCUCUGCCAGGCACUUUAAUAAAAGUGAGGUGGAAUGCCUCAUCAAGCUCUUCAACACGUUGGUGACCGCGUCCGGCGACCGGUUUGGUGCAGUCGGCUUCGAUCGCAACAUGUUCAGAGAUACCCUGCACAAGGCGUUCGGCAUGACGGAUGACAUGGUUAUGGACAGAGUGUUCCGCACUUUCGAUAGAGACAAUGAUAGCUGCAUCAGUGUGGAGGAAUGGGUGGAAGGUUUAUCAGUAUUUCUUCGGGGGACAUUGGAAGAAAGGAUUAAAUACUGUUUUGAGGUUUAUGACCUGAAUGGUGACGGAUACAUUUCAAGAGAGGAGAUGUUUCAAAUGCUGAAAAACAGCCUUCUCAAGCAACCAUCAGAAGAAGAUCCUGAUGAGGGAAUUAAGGACUUGGUAGACAUAGCACUGAAGAAAAUGGACUAUGAUCAUGAUGGCAAGCUUUCUUUUGCGGACUUUGAAAAAGCUGUCAGAGAUGAUAAUCUUCUCUUGGAAGCCUUUGGACCAUGUCUGCCAGACAUAAAGGGCCGUUUGGCAUUUGAAAAGAAAACCUUCAAGGAAAAUCGUAAACUGUAACACCACGUGGAAUACUGUUGCAAGAAUUCUCUUCUUCACCAUUCUUCAUGGUAUAGUAAAAAUAAAAACAACGCAAAACUAUUGAUUUCAAUAUUGCUUUAUUGUAAAAAAAAAAAUUGAAUAAAUAGAAUUUGCUUAUA
This is a messenger RNA of Cygnus olor (mute swan), 883 nucleotides long. It is a transcript of the gene CLXN, whose product is annotated as EF-hand calcium binding domain 1. The record is from RefSeq and is a predicted model, not a curated record. Gene Ontology annotation, molecular function: calcium ion binding. NCBI's taxonomy places the organism in Eukaryota, Metazoa, Chordata, Aves, Anseriformes, Anatidae. The coding region runs from base 117 to 743 and encodes 208 amino acids. The transcript has 6 exons.